GGCGGCUCGCGGGUCUGCCCUCGGGCUCGGGCGCCGGCGGCGGGACCGGCCGUUCAACGGCCGGCGGGGAGCCUGGCGGCGGGGAGCGGUCCGCUCGGUCUCGGGGGGCACGCACCGACCCGAGGCUACCGGGACCGGGGAGAAGAAAUGCCUUCCUCUGGCCGGGUGCGGUGAUUGAAGCUUUUCCCCUGUAAAGACCUGAACCCUGUCAUUCAGUUUAUACACGUUAAUUAAUCUCAUUAAGGAAAUAAGAGCACCGAGGGGUAAAUUACUGUUCCUGAGGCUACGGCUCGCCAGUCCGAAACCUGAGAGUGACCACCCGCUCCUUUAGAGGAACGCUGCCGGUUUUGCUCCUCUGUGGUGAAUAAACCCCCCUGUAUUCCGUAACCCAUACUCUCACAUGGUGCCUGUUAAGGAAAAAGAAAAACUUGUUUUCCCGGGUGUGUCUUCGCAUGGACAGAGCCAUAGUCGUGACUAAUUAUUCAGGCUUCAAUGAAUACAACGAGCAAGACACUUAAAGCCAAACCCACCCCCCGCCCGUGAUCUGUUUAGCAUAGUCAUGGUUAGCUGUCAGUUGUCAUAUAACAGUACUACGUAGUUCUGUUAAUAUUAGUUGUAUGCAUCUUUUUAUGUAUUCAUGUGCUGCCUCAUUAGCUAUUGACCAUUGUGGCAUACGUCUACAAGAAGAAGUUCAAGGUCUUCUGAGGGACACCAAAGCAAGCAAUGUCUUUAAACUGUGAGAUAGUGCCGUGUGUACAGAUAGACCCAGUACUAUGAAUGUAGGUAGCAUGUAUAAUAAUUUAAAUCAAAGUGGGUUUGAUGGUUUUGUUUGAGAGUGAGCCUAAAAUAGAAAAGAGCAGUUGGAGGCAGAGACAUUGAGGCCAGUAUGUCAGAAAAACUGCUAUGCAUAAAAGUGAGUUAUUUCUGAUUUUAAUAUCAACUCUGUGCUACCUGCUGCUUAAUCCCAGUUUUGUCACAGCCUUCCCAUCUGUGAAAUGAGAUUCUUAAGUGAAAAUUAUUGUAUAAAAGGCUCUUUUUUUUUCAUGAUGGUCUUUAGCAAAGACUGUGUUGUGCAGCCAUGAGAAGUGAUUUGAAGAUGAGGAAUAGCCUGAGAAACAUUGUGCUUAACCAUUUGAGCCAAAACUUUACUCAAAGAGCAAGAGUUAACCUACCUUUAGAUCUCACAUACGAAUGGCUACUGAAAGAUUGCAGUUGUUAUGGGUGUGCGUUUCCAUAGUUCACUCUAUCACAGAUUGCGUUAGUGCAGUUUAGUUUUUACUGACUACUAUUUGAGAUGUCUAAGUAUAAUAUUUCUCUGUUUUUAUCUCAGUGCUUUCUGCUCCUUUGCAAUUAGUUUCAGACAUAUCCAAUUUAAUUAUAAAAUCUUUAGUUUCUGUCUGAGUUGGGAUGAAACUCAGUACAGGUGGUAAAAGCUGCCUGAAAAAUCUGCAGACACUUGGAUGGCUAGUCUUGAGCUUUGGACUGCCUUGGCUAGGCUGAUUAGAGCAUCUUCCACUGGUAAAGCAAAGCACAGUUCUUUAUUCAUUUGAACAGGUGCUUCCAGAGUGACCGUCCCUUUUUGCUUUUCCCAUAAAUGCCUUUCAAACAUUUAUUCUUUAUUAGGCCUUUCAGAUGUAAGAAAGAAGCUGUUAGUGGGGGAUCAUCAACUUGCACCAACUUUUAUAUUCCUAAAUUUUAUAUAGUCUCUUUCCAAAAGGCAGAUGUUGAACAACGAACAUACAGGAAGAUCAUUUUAUCUGCUUUGUACGUGAGCUGGUGAUAGGCUGAAAUGAGACUCUUAAAGCAUACAAGGAAAUUCUGUUAUUGCAGCGAGGGGCAAUGAAGAAUACAUCGUCCGACUGGAAUGCUAUAAAUUGCUGUUUGCUGUCAUGAUAAAUGUAGUUAAGAUUUGGCCAACUUCUUACGUUUGCUCUUACAAAAAGUGUCCACUUUGCCUUACUGACCUGUAAAGUAGCACAUACAGUCAGUGGCUUAAAUGAGACUUCAGGAGUACCAGUAUAAAAGAAGAAGGGAAAACACAGAGUGUGCCCCUACUCUCUCUGGUCUCCUCUCUUUGUUAAGUGCCAGCGUGACUGUGCUUAGGUAGGUGUACACCUACCCAUUUUGACUACUGGGUGUUGCACCACCUGGAGAGGAGUUGGAAUAAAGAAUGAGCCAAUGUCUGGAACAUGUUUCUUCAAAAGCUUGCAAGCGCAUCUGUGCUCUGGCAUAUGAGUGAACCAAGGUGGUUAAUUGCCAAUAGCUGUAACCCUGUCAGUGUUGGCUGGGUGGUGAACUCUGGUGACUUUCCUGUAAGGACUGUGGAGAUGAAGCUGCUGUUCGUGUUCACGUUAUGCAUUUUGAAAGUCUGCAAAAACUUGGAAAUUAGGAGGCUUAUCAAAAGAACAAAGGAUAUGCAUAGCAAGUCAGAAGUAUCCUGCAUCAGACUGCAGCUGUUAAGUGGAUGCCCAGAUGUAAGCUGUUAAGAACAGCAUGAGCAUAUGUGAUACUUUCCUGCAUGUAUAUGAUACUCUUCCAGUCGUCAGCUAUUCUUGACCCAUGAACUUUCCCAUCCAGACCUAGUUUCUGCGUACUGAGUGAUCCUCAGUGUGUGCUUGGUAUCCACUUGAACCCUUAUAGUUAAUUUAGGCAUAUCAGCAAUUUAUGUACGAUUUUUAUAUAUCAAGGAUUUUCUUGUUAAGAUUAGUAUUUUAGUUUCUCAAGAUAAUAUCUCAUACUUAGGCAGACAAGGAAUACCAGGUCAUCUGUGGAACUGAAGGAGCCCUUGGAACAGACAGGAAAAUGUACCUUAGUUAGUUGUUUUAGUACUGGUACAGAUGUAAUAGCUUUAAAGUGGUUUAAGUGCAUGAAGGCUGAGGUGUUAAGACAUUGAUUUAAGGAAAAUACUGUCAUUAUAUCCCUGCAAAAGUUGUGCACACAAGUUCUGGUUUGAAAUGCCUCUAUUAACUGGCAUUUUUCAAAGUCAACUUAAAAUCAUAUUUGUCUGUGAGACGAUCUCUGUGACAGAGGUCUGAUCUGUUCCUGUUUAUGAUUGUGAUAAUUUCAUGUACAAUUUACCUUUUUUGGCUGUACAAUCUGCUUGCUAUUCUGACUUCUUUGACUGGUGUGGGGUUUUUGCUCCACAUAAUGGUGUGUUUGCAGGUGCUGUGCCCGGAGUCCUGGACAGCCAGUUUGUGCAAACUUGUAACAUUUACAGUUACUUGCUUGCAGUUCCCAUUACUUCUGUGGGGUUUUCCUCCCUUCCCCACCUCCUUUCUUUGGUGGAGCUCAGACAAGAAUGCAGAGCCUGAGCAUGCACAUCUAGCAGAUCUGGAGUUCUGCCUUACUCCUUGUUAGGGGCGAUCCUGCAGGGAUGAAGUGUAUAUAUAGGGUGUAGAAAACUCAUCAAGAUCCUGUGCAGGCUGGCACCGAUGCGAUUAUAUACACUGUCCAAACGGCAUUUUGUUCUGGUCUUUGUAGUAUUCUUUGUUUGUUUUGGUCUGACAGUCUUCAUAGGAAUAGCAGGUCCUAAUGUAAUUGAAACUUCUGUGGCAAGAACUGACUUAAAUAACAGCCUAAAGCUGAAGCCAUUUAAUUUAAGUUCGCCACCACUGUCUACUUACAAUCAGCAGCUGUGGCUGACCUGCGUAGUUGAGUUGGAUCAGCACGAUGUAUCCCUCAAAAAGAAUGUUACUAUGACAGUCAAAGUACUUGGGGUGGUGAAGGAUGGAAGCACACCAUAUGUUAAUAAUCAAGUUCACAAUCGGACGAGAUUACUCAGUUGUGCACAAAAAUGCAGUGAAAUCAUUGUUGCUCACCUUGGCUACCUGAACUACACUCAGUACAACAUAUUUGUUAGCUUUGAAGAUCUAAAUAAGUUAACGUACACCAUUCAGAAUAUUACUUUCACAUGGAAGACCUACAAUCCAACUUUUUCACAAGUGGAAAUAUGGUUCCGAUUUGUCUUUGUAGUUCUUACUUUUGUCGUCACGUGUCUGUUUGCACAUUCCCUGCGGAAAUUCUCCAUGAGAGACUGGGGUAUUGAACAGAAAUGGAUGUCCAUCCUCCUUCCCCUCCUGCUACUUUACAAUGAUCCAUUUUUCCCCCUUUCUUUUCUGGUGAACAGCUGGUUUCCUGGAAUGCUGGAUGAUCUAUUCCAGUCACUGUUUCUGUGUGCAUUGUUGCUGUUCUGGCUUUGUGUCUACCAUGGUAUAAGAGUACAGGGGGAAAGGAAGUGCUUAACUUUCUAUCUGCCCAAAUUCUUUAUUGUUGGACUAUUGUGGCUGGCCUCUGUUACAUUGGGAAUAUGGCAAACUGUUAAUGAAGUACAUGAUCCUACAUAUCAAUACAGGGUUGACACAGGUAAUUUCCAGGGAAUGAAAAUCUUCUUCCUUGUGGUGGCAACCACAUACAUUCUCUACCUUUUGUUCCUGAUAGUGAGGGCAUGCUCAGAACUUCGUAACAUGCCUUAUGUUGAUCUCAGGUUAAAAUUCUUGACUGCAUUAACCUUUGUAGUGCUUGUCAUUAGCAUUGUUAUACUCUACCUACGCUUUGGAGCACAAGUUCUACAAGACAACUUUGUUGCUGAGCUGUCAACUCAUUAUCAGAAUUCAGCAGAAUUCUUAUCAUUUUAUGGUUUAUUGAACUUUUAUCUCUACACGUUAGCCUUCGUGUAUUCCCCCUCAAAGAAUGCACUAUAUGAAUCACAGUUGAAAGACAAUCCUGCUUUUUCUAUGCUGAAUGAUUCAGAUGAUGAUGUGAUUUAUGGGGAUUGCCAUGGCACUGAUACAAACAGGAGUGACUAUGAAGAAAUGCCACUUCAGAAUGGCCAAGCUAUUAGAGCCAAGUAUAAAGAGGAAUCGGACAGUGAUUGAUUGAUUUUGAUGUAGACAGACUUGUUCAGCUGGAAUUAAACCAGUUUUGAAGUUUUCCUAGAUGGACAACUUCCUUGGCUUCCUUACAGUCUGCUGUCAUCUGGACACCGACUCCCAGGAACGACAUCCUGCUUCUGUUUGUGUUUACAAAGUUAAAACUGAAAAAAAAAGAAUGCUUGAAAAGGGUGUGGUGAAAACUUAAGAAACCAAACUUUUUACACGUCUUACAAAAUGCUUGAUAGCAGGAUGCCUGUGGACUAAAAUCUUUAAAUCUAUUUCCAUAUAAAAGUGUCACUGAUUAUAUACUGAUUUUAAAAUUGCUUCCUGGCUGCUUGGUUUUGGGGUUGUUUUUUUUUAAGGAUCAUGUACAGCAUACUGUCAUUCAUCUGUUGCAUUUGUGUUAGCUCCUUCGUAUAUUGUCCACUGCUGUACGAAGUGCCUCAUUUCCCUUUCAAUUUCCUACCUUAGUCUUUUGAGCUGGAGGCAGGGAAUGAAGUGUUUUAGGGCUUUCUCUUCUUUUUUUUUUUUUAAUGGAAGAAAACACAAGCUUUCCAUUCUUCCUUCGAAGAAGCGAUAUAGACUUAAGACCAUCUUUUUAAAUUCAUUAAAAUGAGUUUUCGAGAUUUGUAAGUGUGAGAUACAUGCAAAUAGUCAAGUUCUAGUGAGCCAAAAUAGCCUCAGUGGUGCAAAAUUAUAUUGUAUAAUAUAUGUUUCAUAACAUGCUUUACUGCUGCAACAGAAGUGUUUGUCUUGGUUUUUGUUUUGUUUUUUUCAAACAGCCCUUUCAAAUGGAAAUAUUUAGGCAGCAACAAAUCUCAGAAGGAAGCCAGUAGUUUUUUCUGUGUUUUUUGUACGCUGGAGGAGAUUGUUACACAUACAGAGAAUACUGUAUGAAAGUUUCAUAGAGAAUUACAAUUUCAAAUUUCCAGACAUUUCAUUUUUAGAGGCUUUUUCUACAUCAGAAUUUUUCCUUAAGUUGUAUUAAUAGAUAGUUCAUCUAUUUCCUAGGACCAAUCGUGGUUGCUCAUGUAUUGAACUGUCAUGAGAGUUAGCUUUUGAGCAUGUUCUGUGCAUAGUUCAACUUCUUUGUCAUACCGCAGUCACCACCUGUACUGAUCAGAACUUUUACUAGCAUAUUUUGUGAUUAUCUGUAUUCCAGUCUAUGCUGGAACAGUUAUAUGGGAAUUAAGUAUUCCUAGUACAAUGCUGCUGCUUCUCUAUUUAAAAGUUGGCUUUCUCCUACACCAUUGUUCAGUUCUUUAUUUAAGUGGAUGCUCUUUGUUUCUAACUACUUUUGUUUUGAGGUAUUUGACCUGUCUGAAAGUAUCUUUUUUUUCAUGGAUUCAUACCUGUGAUUUACUCUUGUAAAAUUUCUCUGCCCUGCUGCUGUAGAAGACUCUCAAAAGCACUGUUAAUGUAUUACACAGAAGAUGGUGCUGGCUUACACUAGGGAACUGUGCUCAUCAUUGAAGUAGUUUAAGCAGAAGAGUGAAAUGAAGUCCUGCUAGACUUGCUGAAUCAUAUUGGGCAAAAAGUAGGUUUGUUCUGCUUUGAUGCAACAACUGUUCUAGACCAUUCCCAUUGCAAUAACCUCCUGGUAGCUGUUUGAGAUCAUGAAGGGGAGACUUCACAGGAUAGCAGUUUGCUUAGAGAGGACCAAAGGAACUGCUUCAUGUGGUUGCAUCCUUGCUAUCAUAGAAUAGUUCAGAUUAAAUCUGUGCUCUGCUAAAGACAAGUGUGGUAAGAUACUCUGUGUGUGUGAGAGAGAAAACUUUCUGAAAUGAUGCACAGCUGUGAAUUUUUUGAGGGUAUUUGAAAUUUAAAACUUUCUGUACCAGGGAUCAUUUAUUUGUUAGAAGCCAAAGCACUAUUGUAUGGCUAAAGCACGGAAACUGCUGGGGAGGAGGGGAAGGUUUUUCCCUUUAAUUUCUUAAUGAAUUGGCAUCAGUUUAGAAGAACAUACAGGAAAACAUUAAAGAAGUAUUUCAAGUUACUGGUGGUGGUUUUUUCCAGUGAGCUGUAGCAAGGUGUACCUUCAGCACUUCCUUUUAGACUUUUUUUUUAACAAGCAUGGGAGAUGAUCUUUGUAUCCUAAAGUAGAGAGCCCAUUCUCAUUUUUACUGUUCCCCAGAUGACUCUUUUGAGGCUUACAGCUGUUUGAAUUUGCAGAGUCAGACUGGGGAACCAACUAGGCAUCCUUUGCAUACCCCAAAUCCUUUACACUUCCAUUGGAGUAAUAGUGGGUACAGGAAUUAGGUCUUUAAAAAUUGAUAUUUACAUGAUCCUUAUAUAUUCAGAUCUUUUUGGCUCCGAUAUUGUUUAAUUCUGUUCUAAAUUGUUCUGAAGAGAUAAAAUGUUUGAUUUGACCAAUGUGCAAAGUAUACUUAUGUUUCUUAUCACAGUCUAAACUGGUUGUUACGAUUAAUCCUGAAAUAUAGUGUCAUGCUUUGGGAUUUCAUUAACUAAAGAAAAUAUUUUUAAUCUAACUUUGAGAUGAUGAUUUUUUCCUAAGCUGUUCUCAGCCUAUUUCACUUGCCGUUUUGUUUGCAUUAACUUUUCUACAUCACUACAUUCGAAGUGGAAAUAGGAAAGCUGAGAACAGGAAAUGUGUACUUUAAGUAUCUCGCUAUGAAAAUAGUGAGAAAAUAGUUUCCUUGUUAAUUUUUAGAGAUUAUAUUUAAGCAAUGUUUGCCAUGCAAAAUAGUUUUGUAUUUUGGAAGUGCUAGAGUGUAAUGGUAAGCUUGGUUGAAGCACUGUGGCAUCAAAUUCAAUAUACAGUAAAAAGGCAAAAGCAGUGAAGCAGAUGAAGAAAUGGGUUUGCUAGCAAGAAAUCUGUUUCACUCCUCUUAUUUCCACAAUUGGAAAGCAGAGACAGUAGCUGAGGAAUAUUACAAUAUGGAUUGUAAACAGCUUGGAAGUAGGUGGCAUAAAUUUACCUCUGAGUAAAGUAUUGUAACCCAAGGGUGAAACAGAAGAUACCUGGAUAAGAAACUAGCCUGGCUUUCCUUUCAUUACUGCCAAAGUAAUUAAGUAUUUCCAUCACUAGUGGGACUGUAUAAAAUGAGAAAACUAUACAAAAAGGCCCCACAGCAUACAGUGUUCCUGCUCUAAAGGAGAUGCCAUCUAUUAAAUAACUGCAAGACUUCCAGGUACACAAUGAUCAAGAGGGACUUUUAAGAAAUCAAUAAUCAUUGAGCGUGAGCCAUUCAUGGCAACCAUUUUCUGUAGUAUUUGCUUUAAAGAUACAGUUGGUAUUGGAAUUGGUUGGAAACUUUCCUAGGACUGGCAAAGAAGAGGAAGCGUAAGGCUUAACACCAGUAAGGAACAGCUAGUGUAACAGACCCAUGGCACUAAUACUGGGGAAAAUGGGAGCAUGGUUCCAGCUAGGAAAGGCUUUGAUCUGUUGUUUUUCUCUGAGCCAAAAGACAACUUUGUAUCCAUAGUCACCUAAUUUUUCCCCCAUUUCCUUUUGCUUAUGCCAGUAAUAACCUCUGCAUUACUGUAAAACUUUUUUAAGAAGUUUGUAAAUAUGUAAAAUGAAAAUACGGAAAAAUUGUGUACCAAAAUGGUACAAAAAUGUGUAAGAUAAAUGCUCUGUUUAAUGAGAAGCUGUAAUUAAAUGCUUUGAGAAAGUGUGCAUGAGGACAUGUGGUAAAUAUUCUAUGUAUCUAGUUGUGUUAAUGACAGCAAUUAUCCAUUUUUAUGUCAGAAAACUUCAUGCUAAUACGGAAUAUGAAGGAAAAACUAGUAAUUUACUUCAAGCAAAAGUUGGGUAUUGAGUGUCCUGGAAGACUUCAUGUGCAUAAUCAUUGUUAAAUAUGUUCAUAAUAAAGUUUUAUAUCUUUA
Molecule: messenger RNA, 8720 nt
Organism: Aquila chrysaetos chrysaetos
Lineage: Eukaryota; Metazoa; Chordata; Aves; Accipitriformes; Accipitridae
Gene: TMEM181
Product: transmembrane protein 181
Exons: 19
Coding region: 3432-4874 (480 amino acids)
Molecular function (GO): toxic substance binding
Source: RefSeq, a predicted model, not a curated record